This is a messenger RNA of Salarias fasciatus (jewelled blenny), 3066 nucleotides long. RefSeq names its product nucleolar protein 4-like a (gene nol4la). Bases 654 to 2708 code for a protein of 684 amino acids. NCBI's taxonomy places the organism in Eukaryota, Metazoa, Chordata, Actinopteri, Blenniiformes, Blenniidae. The record is from RefSeq and is a predicted model, not a curated record. The transcript has 11 exons.
UGCAAGCGCAAAUCCCAUUCAAACAGGUGUGAGGAGCAGGAACGGUCCCAGGUGGCGCAUGUUGAUCGGAUACGUGGCCAUAUAGGAAGCUCAUUGUGAGCAUCUUUGCGCUUUUUUUUUUCUUAAAGGGUUGAGCAAGCAACCCGCAUCCUAAAAUAGUGUUGGCUGUUAGAAAGUAGGUCGAUAGGAACUGAGAGCGACGUUUGUUUCCACGCUUUUGUCUGUUUCUUUGUUGUUUAAGCGAGGACUGUGGGUUUCUCUUUCGCUGCCUCCCCUUGUGCGGAGCGUUUUACGCACAGGUGGGAGAUACCCGCUCAGCCUAGGACAGCCCCCCUCUCUCUGCUCCUCGGCGGAGGAUGUGAGGAAGUGACAUUUUUCACCGCUGCGGGUUCGGGACAGUACUGCCUCUCUCUUCAAACAGGUGUGCGGCUGUCCGGGUCACUUCUGCCGAGACACCGCGGGGGAGGGAGCGUCCCAAAACCAGAACCACAGCCUGCCUGGACGCGGGACAGCGGGGACCAGGGGAGGACGGGACGAGAGAACCAGCCCGCUCAAGUCUUUUUUUUUUUCUUUCUUUAUUAGCCCGGGCUGUUUUCAUCGGCUUCUGACACGCCGAGAGAGAGAGAGCGAGAGAGAGGGAGAGAGGGGGAGCGAUGGCAACGAAAAAGGCGUGCGUGGAUGCGCCCAAAAGGAGCCGGAGUCCGGUCGUGCUGGAGGCGGAGAUGUUCAGUGAAUUUCAGGACUGGUGUCUCCGGACUUAUGGAGACUCCGGGAAAACAAAGACGGUGACCCGGCGAAAAUAUAACAAAAUCAUGCAGACACUGUUGCAGAACGACGAGUCGGACGGCGUCUAUGUCGACAACAGCCACAUCAACGCCAAAUUCAAAUUUUGGGUGAAGUCUAAAGGAUUCCAGGUCGGCACCAACGUUCUGGGAGAGCACAACAAGAAAGGAGCUCCAGGGAAACCCGUCCUCUAUGUCCCGGUCAAGUCAACGUGUUCAGAUGGCAAUUCGACGCAGGACAACUCAUCUCUGAAGCGCGUAGCUGUGGUGGAAGACUUCUUUGACAUUAUCUAUGCCAUGCACGUGGAGAUGGGUGCAGAUCCCGGCAGAGCACCCAAACAUGCGGGCCAGAAGAAGACCUACAAAGCGAUAGCAGAGACCUACGCCUUCCUGCCCAGAGAGGCGGUGACUCGGUUCCUAAUGAGCUGUGGAGAGUGUCAGAAGAGGAUGCACAUUAACCCCAACACUGCGGAGUUCAAAGAAAACGACAGACCCACUUCUCUGGUCCCGGACCUCAUCGAUUACAACAUGCCUCUCACUGCCACCUACCUGAAACAGAUGAAACUACAGUGCAUGACUGCCCCUGAAAGGGAUGACAGUUCGGUGAGCAGCGAGGACAUGAACGCCGUCGAGCCCACGUGGGUUGCGGCCGAGCAGCCCGCAGUGCCUGAGCCCAGCCCGCCCAGCGGCGAGCGCGUGAGCAACCCGGCGGCCGCCGUCAAGGAGGAGGACGACGACGACUCCGCGGAGAGCGGCAGCGCCAACGGGCUGCCCGCCCUGACCCCCCCGGAUGCGCUGGCCGCGGGCGGGAACCCCCCGGACGGCGGGGCGUCUUUCGGGGAGGUGACGGAGAACGGGCUGAACGCGCCGCUGGACUUCAGCACCACCUCGUCCUCGUCGUCCUCGGAGGACCAGCAGCCGGUCAAUCUGAGCGACAGACUGCUGCCCGCCGGGAGCUCGCCGCCCAACCCCUACCCCGCAGACCCCAGCAGAAAAUACCCCGUCAAAACAGAGUACGCCAACAAGUCCCCUCCCUACAGCUCAGGAAGCUAUGACUCUGUGAAGACCGAACUGAGCAUGAGCGCAGAGGACCUGACCUCCGCCCGGGCACAGAUAAUCGACGACGACGACGACGAUCACGACGACCACGAUGACAGCGACAAGAUCAACGACGCGGAGGGGAUGGACCCCGAGAGACUGAAAGCCUUCAAUAUGUUUGUUCGUCUGUUCGUGGACGAGAAUCUGGACCGCAUGGUGCCCAUCUCCAAGCAGCCCAAGGAGAAGAUCCAGGCCAUCAUCGAGUCGUGCAGCCGUCAGUUCCCAGAGUUCCAGGAGCGCUCCCGCAAGCGCAUCCGCACCUACCUCAAAUCCUGCCGCCGCAUGAAGAAAGGCGGCUUCGAGAUACGACCAACACCUCCUCACCUCACCUCCGCCAUGGCCGAGAACAUCCUCGCCGCCGCCUGCGAGAGCGAAACCCGAAAUGCUGCCAAGAGGAUGCGGCUCGACGUCUACCAGGCGACGGAUGAACCCGCCUCUGUGGACAAACCCGGCUCCAGAGACCCGGCGUCCGUGGCUCCGACGGCGUUCUCCAUCUCCUCUGCGGCUUUCGCCCAAGACCAGCUCUACACCAACGGAGGCCUCAACUACAACCUGCGGGGAUAUGGGACGGUCGGCAGCAACCAGCAGAGCUCCGGUGCCGCGCAGACCAACGGUCCCACAGAUCUGAGUAUGAAGUCCAUCGGUCCAAACUCCACCUCCAGCUCCAACAGUCACGGUCAGGGGGGCGGCGGCGGCGGCGCCUCGGCCCAGCUCAGCCCUCCGGAGGUGACGGCGGUGAGGCAGCUGAUCGCCGGCUACCGGGAGUCGGCGGCCUUCCUGCUCCGCUCUGCCGACGAGCUGGAGAACCUGAUCCUGCAGCAGAACUGAGUCCGAGCCAAACCGUGCCAACACCCUCCCACCCUCCCAGGCCUGUCCAUCCGCGUCUCACACACACACACACAAACACACACACGCACACACAGACGAUCGCAUACAAAGAUACAAUUGUACACGAGUGAUUCUGCAAAGCACAGUGGGUCCUGUAGGUGUGGUACCUUUACUCAACCCCACAUGUUUAUGUGUUUGGACGGGCCGGAACAUAUCACAGCCUGAAAACGUUUAUUUAUGCAUUCGGUUCACUUUGACCUUAUAGUGCCCUGUUACCUGUAGCCAGUCAUCUCAUCCACAGUUCAUUUUACCACCUGAACCUCCAUUUGUCUCAGGAAGUGACGAUCUAUGUGAAGAA